Molecule: messenger RNA, 2157 nt
Organism: Anopheles merus
Lineage: Eukaryota; Metazoa; Arthropoda; Insecta; Diptera; Culicidae
Product: probable G-protein coupled receptor Mth-like 1
Exons: 3
Source: RefSeq, a predicted model, not a curated record
GCCCGGGUGCGUUACUCUCCGCUUUAGUCGCUUUCUUAUUUUUCUAGCGUUAACACACGCGAGCGAGCGCGUACCCGUUGGUUCGCUCGAAACGGCCCCGGCAUUCGCGGUUGCGUAAAUUUUGAUUUCUCCGAACGGUGGGUUUCGAUUCGCGCGCGCGCUUACAGAAAUUAGCCGUUUGGCUGCAAAGUGUUUGGCAAAUGCACCGAGUUUGGGAAGGAAAUAUUGUUAUACAGAAGAAGUGAAAAAAAAAAAACAUACCGUAAAGUGCCGUUCCAGUAUUUUUGUUGUUGUUUUUGUAUGGUCACUGUGGUGCAUUGUGCGUGAAGGUGAACCGUUGCAAGAAGGCUUCAGCAAAAAGGAAUUUGCCAGUUGCUCAAGUGUCGCACUCGUCCCCGGUGCGCCCCGAAGUAAAGCACGCGAUCGACGCUAAACACAUACGCGCCCAAGCAGUUGGUGUGAUUCAUCCCUCAUCUGUUGUGGGGUAGAUGGGGUAGCGAAAAAGGCCGAGAAAACCCAACCAUUCUCGACCGUUUGUGUGGAAAGUGUAGAGCAUUUAAGAGUGUACCGUGGGCGCCGAUGCGAUCGUCAAGUAAGUCGAUCACACGCACCCGCUAAACGGGGAAGGAAAAUCCCUAAAGCGAGCAUAAAAAAAAAUAACGCCAGUGAGUGAAACGAAACGAAAAGAGAGGAAAAAUCUCCGCGCGCUCGCACGUCAACCCCGAGAAGAGGAAAUAGAAAUCGUUGCGUGCUGCGUGUGGCUUAUGCUGCUGAUGAUCUAUUACAGUGCGUUUGUGUGUCUGUGUGUGUGCGUGCAUGUGUAACUGUGCUGUAUUGUCGCGAUUCCGUCCGGUUUUCCCCAUCCCUGCUCGAUCUGUGUCACGCGUGAAGUGAAAAGUCGCCCGCGCAACUAAAAGAAAAUAGCAAGAAAAUACAAGCGCCUUCCCGACAACCAUCGCUACUCCAGCGUUUAAGGAGUAGGACGUGUGGUUGAUAGUUUGUGAUAGUGUGUUAGAUUAGUUUUUGCUUAUAAAAGAGUGCCCCACAGUGCGUGCGGAACCGGAUUGAAGGGGCGGGAAAAUAGAGCACGGGCAAAGAAAAACAAGCAUUGACCAAAAAUGUGCAGCCUACUUUCGCUGGUUGCGUUCGGGUUGGUCCUGCUGGCCGUCCCGGGGCUGGCCGGAACUCGGCCCCAGGAGGUCCGGAUCAACAAAUGCUGCCGGCUGGGUGAGUUCUACAACGUGGCCGAGCGGCAGUGUGUGGCGGGCGGUAUAGCCAAAUGGGUGCCACGCAUCUUCCUCCCCGCCAAGGGUCAACUGUACAAGGAUCUCGGCUCGGCACCGCCGUUCAUGAAGUUUGCCGAACAGCAGCAACCGGACACCUGCCCCCGGCCGAACGUGUACGCCGUCGAUCUGGUCACGCUGAUGGGCAAUGGGUCACUGUUCCUCAACCAGAAGCACGUGCUGGUGCCCGUACCGGACUACUGCAUCGAUGAGAAGGUGGCCCUGGUAUGCCCGGAACGUCCGACAGAACUCCCGGCAGCCGACGGUACGAACGGCGGUGGUCAGAUGGAUUCCCUUCAGGCGCCAGAAAAGACGAGCGUUGUGUUGCGCUGCUGCGGUUCCAACUUUGCGUACGAUCGGGGCAAUCGGACCUGCUCCAAGUUGCCGCGCGGCCACGAGCUGUACGAUUCGCGCAUCGUAAACUCCCCGUACGUGGAGCUGAGCUACGGAUUUCCGGCUUGCAAGGAGCACGCGAUCGCGGGCGCUUUCGAGGAGUCCCGGCUGCAGGAACAAACCGGCUCGGUAACGACCGACUCCGGCAAGAUCUUUGCGUCGGGCGAGUUCUGCCUGGAGCAUGUGCGGGACGACGAUCGGACGGUGUACGUGUUCACGUGCUCCGAGCACUUCCAGCCGGCUUCGGUGCCGAUUGCGAAGCAGGACGGCCGGUUGGUCCUCUACUCGGCCGGGCUGCUCAUCUCGACCAUCUUUCUGGCGGCGACGCUCGCCACCGGUCUGCUCGUACCGUCCCAGCAUCACGUGCUGCACUGGCGCUGCCAGACGCACUACGUCGCCUGCCUGCUCGUGGGCGAUCUGCUCCUUGCCAUCACUCAACUUUCCGGCAACUCCAUCACCGGACCGGCCUGCACACUGAUAG